Molecule: messenger RNA, 1177 nt
Organism: Amaranthus tricolor (Joseph's coat)
Lineage: Eukaryota; Viridiplantae; Streptophyta; Magnoliopsida; Caryophyllales; Amaranthaceae
Product: 40S ribosomal protein S13-2-like
Exons: 6
Coding region: 235-690 (151 amino acids)
Biological process (GO): translation
Cellular component (GO): ribosome; nucleolus; cytosolic small ribosomal subunit
Molecular function (GO): structural constituent of ribosome; small ribosomal subunit rRNA binding
Source: RefSeq, a predicted model, not a curated record
CACAAGGACCCGGCCCAAUGUAAAAUUAGAAACCCUGUAAAUUCUAUCUGAUCUGCAUGCGCCAUCAUACACUCAUUUCAUCUUCUCCCUCUAUCUCCAUUCGGCGCUCCACCAACAAACCAUCUCAUCUUCAUCACGCCACUAAGGAAGGCCAAAGUCUCUUAAGCCACAAGAACCUUAACCAGCUAUCGUCAUCAGAAGAAGUUGCAUUGUCAUUGCAAUUUUGUCCUCACCAUGGGUCGUUUGCACAGUAACGGUAAGGGUAUGUCUUCCUCUGCUCUCCCAUACAAAAGGACUCCACCUACUUGGCUUAAGACUACUUCUCUAGAAGUUGACGAGAGUAUAUGUAAGUUUGCUAAGAAGGGUCUUACUCCUUCUCAAAUUGGUGUGAUUUUGAGGGAUUCUCAUGGUAUUGCUCAAGUUAAGAGUGUUACUGGUAACACGAUCCUUCGUGCUCUUAAGGCUCAUGGUCUUGCUCCUGAAAUCCCAGAGGAUCUUUACCAUCUGAUUAAGAAGGCAGUGGCCAUCAGGAAGCACUUGGAGAGAAACAGGAAGGACAAGGACUCUAAGUUUAGAUUGAUUUUGGUGGAGAGCAGGAUCCACAGACUUGCACGUUACUACAAGCUGACUAAGAAACUCCCACCAGUCUGGAAAUACGAGUCUACAACAGCCAGUACUCUUGUGGCCUAAGAAUCGGAUUUUGAUGAAGUAGAAGAGAGUCAAUCAUGAGGCUGGACAAAUGUGUUCCAAUUUCGUUGUGAUUGACUUUAUGAUUGGAGUACGAAUCAUAUCAUUAGAACUAGGAUGAGAAUAUUUGUUUUUCUAUGCUGCUGUAAAGCUCAAGGAUGUGUAUUUACUUGCAUGUCUUGGUAAUUUUGUUAGCUGUGAAGGCAUUUAGUUUUGUUUUCUACAAUCACUGUUUUUGAACUGUCUUACUAUAGGCUUCUCCUAAUCAACACAAGUGAAAUGCUCCUCAAGUAUCCUCUAUUUCUUUCUGAUAGCUCCGUUUCUUUUCAUUUCAAUACAUUUUGGCAUAAGUGCAGCUACUAUAAGGGAAAAGUGUGUAUUAGUUACUCCAGCUGGCAUGCAGCAUGUAUAAUUGCCUCUAAAGAGGAGUAUAUGACAUUGUGGGCUAUUUGGUUGUUGAUAUGUAAUUAUGAGAUUUAUAAUGGUAAAA